Molecule: messenger RNA, 1467 nt
Organism: Vicia faba (fava bean)
Lineage: Eukaryota; Viridiplantae; Streptophyta; Magnoliopsida; Fabales; Fabaceae
Source: the annotation of a GenBank genome assembly
AUGGCCGAUGAGUCACAGGAGAAGAUUGUGUUUGACGGAGAAGCCGCGUCGUCGCUGGUGAAGGAGCUGAGGGUGAGUUUCAGUUCUGGUAAAACGCGAAGUUAUGAAUGGAGAAUAUCGCAGGUGAAGGCUCUUUUGAAAAUGAUAGCUGAACAAGAGGAUCAAAUCGUUGAUGCUCUUCGUUCUGACCUUGCUAAACCGCCACUUGAAACCGUCGUCUACGAGAUUGGUAUGUUUAAAAACUCAUGCGAACUCGUGCUCAAGGAAUUGAAACAGUGGAUGACACCAGAAAAGGCUAAAACUUCAAUCACAACUUUUCCGUCUUCGGCUGAAAUCAUACCUGAACCACUUGGUGUUGUGUUAGUUAUCUCCGCAUGGAACUAUCCUUUUUUGCUGUCCCUUGAUCCAGUCGUCGGAGCUAUAGCAGCUGGUAAUGUUGUGGUUCUAAAGCCAUCAGAAAUUGCUCCGGCUUCAUCUUCACUGCUGGCGAAAUUGUUAGGGGAGUACUUGGAUAACUCGUCUAUAAGAGUUGUGGAAGGGGCAGUGGAUGAAACUACUGCGUUGCUGCAACAAAAGUGGGACAAAAUUUUCUAUACAGGAAAUGGAAAAGUGGGACGGAUAGUGAUGGCUGCUGCUGCAAAACACCUUACACCAGUUGUUCUGGAGCUUGGAGGAAAAUCUCCAGCUGUUGUUGAUUCAAAUGUCAAUUUAGAGGUUGCUGCAAGACGGAUAAUUUCCGGCAAAUGGGGCUGUAACAACGGACAAGCCUGCAUUUCUCCUGAUUAUCUUAUAACAACGAAAGAAUUUGCUCCGAAAUUGGUAGACGCUUUAAAGACUGAAUUAGAAAACUGCUUUGGAAAGAGCCCAAUAGAAUCGAAAGACUUGUCGCGCAUUGUAAACACUAACCACUUUGCUCGCUUGACAAAGUUCUUGGACGAGGAUAAGGUUUCUGGCAAGAUAGUUUAUGGAGGUGAAAAGGAUGAAAGCAAAUUGAGGAUUGCUCCAACUAUUUUAUUAGACGUUCCGCAAGAUUCCCUGAUAAUGAGUGAGGAAAUCUUUGGUCCAUUGCUUCCAAUAGUCACGGUGAAUAAGCUGGAAGAAAGCUUCGAUUUGAUCAACGCGGGAACAAAGCCACUUGCGGCAUAUUUAUUUACAAACGACAACAAGUUCAAGGAGCAAUUUGUGAAGAAUGUUUCUGCUGGGGGUUUGCUUAUCAAUGACACUGUCUUACAUCUUGUGGUUCAUACAUUGCCAUUUGGGGGAGUUGGUGACAGUGGAAUGGGUGCAUACCAUGGAAAAUUCUCCUUUGAUGCCUUUACUCACAGAAAGGCAGUUCUUUAUCGCGGCUUUACAGGCGAUUCAUCGAUAAGGUACCCACCUUACACUGACACGAAGCAAAAAAUGAUGAAGGCUCUAGUAGCCGGUGAUGUUCCUGGUGUAGUUCGUGCGCUAAUUGGAUGGUCCUAA